UCCCCAUAUAAAUAGCUUCUAGAGGAUGCAAACCCAGCAUCGGCCACUUUCCCCCGACCCACACCUGUGCAGUGUGAUAAAGGAAGGAGAAUUAGCCUGCAGCUGUGGUCCAACCAGAUAAAGCAUUUAGGCGGGAAGUCAAGUGACAAGUGAACUUGUAUGUGUGCAUGUGGUUUUAAGUGUUAGUUGCUUUUCAUAUUUUAAAAAAGUUUCUAGGCUGCCUGUGGAAGUCAGACCAAAUGGAAAGAAGGUACUGCAGCAAGAUGGACUUAGGAAAGGACCAGUCUCAUGUGAAGUUCCAUCAGACACCUGGCCCUCGUCAAGAAGAGGCCUAUGCUCCAGAGGUCGUUGGAGCUUGGUGUUUGCGAAACCGAGAGCAACUCAGAAAAAGAAAAGCUGAAGCACAAGAAAAACAAACUUCACAGUGGAUGUUUAGACAAGAGAAAAAACACAAACGGCAGAGAACAGGAAAAGGAAAUGAAGGAGGCAGAAUGAGAAAAACUACAGAACUGAAGGUGGUGCCUCAGCCACAAACAGAAAAGGAAACGAUGGAGAAAGCACAGGCCCCCACAGAGCAAGAAACUGAGCUGCUGAGGAGUGUGACUCAUGUCCUCUCUCCAGAAACUUCCCAAGAGAAGGCUGUGCUUGAGGAACACUCUUCGGACAUAUGUCAAGAAAGCAUUAUGCCUCAGGAGCAUUCUUCUGAGUACCAAACAGCUGUACCUCAAGACCAUCCUUCCAAAAUGUGCCAAGGUUUGGCUGAACCUGUAGGCCUGCAGCAAAGACUGUGCCAAGACACAGCUGUACUUCAAGACCAACCUCCUGUAACUUGCCAAGCAGCGGCUGACCCUGAAGGCCUCUCUCCUAGAAUACGCCAAGAGCCAGCUGUACUACAAGACCACCCUUCCAAAACGUACCAAGGUAUGGCUGACCCUGAAGACCUCUCUCCUAGAAUGUGCCAAGAAACAGCUGUACUUCAAGACGAUCCUUCCAAAACGUGCCAAGAUAUGGCUGACCCUGAAGACCUCUCUCCUAGAAUGUGCCAAGAAAUAGCUGUACCCAAAGCCCUUCCUUCUAAAACAUCUGAAGCCAUAACUGACCUGGAAGGAUGCUCUUCUGAAGUGUACCCCAAACCAGAUGUGCCUAAAGGUUACACUCAUGAAACAUACCAAAGCCCAGCUGAAGCAGAGGAAUACAAUUCCGAUCCAGAUCAACGAACAGCUGAGACCGAAAACUUAUUUUCUAAAACACAAGAUGAAAUAGCUAUGCCUAAAGAUCUUUCUACAAAAAUAUACCUAGACACAGCUGAACCUGAACACUUGCCUCAUAAAGCAUAUAAAGAAAUUACUGUGCCUAAAGCCCCCGCUCAUAAAACAAUCCAAGAAACACCUGGGCCUGAAGACGAUUCUCCUGAAAUAGACCAAGAAACACCUGGGCUUGAAGAAUAUUCUCCUGAAAUACACCAAGAAACACCUGGACCUGAAGACCUCUCUACUAAGACAUAUAAAAAUGGUGUGCCUAAAGAAUGCUUUCCAGAAUCUUACCAAGAAACAGGGGGGACCCAAGGCCAGGAUCCUAAAUCACACCAAGAAGAUGCCAAGAGUGUUUAUACUUUUCUUCGAGAAAUGAGAGAAAAACCCAAGCCAGAAGAACCAGAAAUGCCAGCAGUUCUGAAUGUCCCUCAAGAUGCUCACCCGGAAAGUGACAUCUAUAGCUACACUUUGUUUUGAUGAGGCUCAACCUUCAUGGUACAGGCCAAUGUAAUAUAAUCUUAAUAUUUUAUAUGUGUGAUUUUUCUCAAAAUAUCAUAGAAAAUCUCUACAAUAUUCAUUAAUAUUUUAACUUAGUCUUUUUCCAUUUCUAGAUCAUACCUGAAAGAGAGCUAACAUGGUUUUUUAGGCUCUACCACAUAACAGUAUCCUGCCAGUGUGAGUGUGUGUGCGUGUGGGGUGGGGGAGGCUGCUGGGAAAAGGCAAAGAAAGGAAGAGGGAGGGAAGACGAAUUUAUUUUUCCCCUAAGAGCACAUGCUUCUUUGAUUAAUUCUUACCUGUAGAUAAAUGAUUAAUUCUGAACACUUAAAAUUUUUGGAAGUAUAUUGUUUUCUUAUAAACUUUUGUUUCAUUGUUAAUGUAAAAAUGGCAUCAAAAUUUUCUUCAGGCUUUAACUGGCUAUUUUAGUUAAUUUUAGCAAUUCUUAUCAUUCUGGGGCUCCUUCAAAAAUAGCCUGGAGAAAUGAGUCUGGUGUCCUUUUGUGUUUGAAUUUGGGGUUUUGUAUCUUUACUUUUUAAAACAUUGUAUUCGUACAAAAUGGAACUUAAAUAAUUAUAUGUUUAACUGUGUGGGAGGCAUCAUGUCAAGCACGAUGGGGGUCAGAAGACCAAAAAAAACACGAAGUCCCUGUCCACCAAGAGUUGUCUAGUCUCAUGGGGAAUAAAAUGGAAAACAAUUAUUUAAAAAACAGUAAAUGCUAGUGCCACUUGAAUUGUAGAAAUAAUGGAGGGAAAACUCACUUUUUGCUGGAGUGAUGUGAGUAGAGCCUGGAAAAGAAGGGAGGAUUUAUAUUGGUGGGGAUAAGCAGCACUGCGGUGUGUGACAAGGAGGGCAAGCUCAAGGCAAGUUCAAGAGAACAGCAGGCCAAUUACCUAGUCUGUGCAGGGACCACAUGGAAUGCUAGGCCAGCACACAACAAACCUGGUAUUACUAGACAGGUUGUAGAGAAUUUUGCAUUCCUAACUAACCAGUACAUCACUAAGACAUUAGGUAAUGGGGAACUAAGUUAGGCCUUUGAAUAAUAGAGGCAGGUUUUAGUAUUUUAGGAAUAUUUAUCUGGUGAUGAUGAUCAGGAUGAAUCGGAAAUGACAAGAGACUGGGGACGGGAAUGGGAACUAUUCUGGGUGAGAUGUCUGAAAAUCCCCUCUUGUAUUUUUUGUGGGGGGGAGGAAUCUUUGUUUUCAUUUUUCCUUCUGUUAUUACAGAGGAUCAAAGUAAAGGAAACUUGCAAAUGUUCAUUCGGCAAAGGCACAACUGCACAUGCUCUCUGCACAGGCAUUGUGCUGGGUAAGAGGCCACAGUCAAGGCCGAGAGGGACCCCAUCCCGAGACACUUGUGGGUUCUCAACCCCACAUUAGAACCACCAGGGAAGAUUUCCAAAAUAUGAUGCUCAGACCCUCUCCCCACCCCCUUACCCCCCACUCCCCUGUCAUUGGAGUCAAUUGCCUAGAGGGAGGUCCAGGCAGAGGUAUAUUUGUUUUCACUUAUUUUUGCUUUAAAUAAACCUAUUUGGAGGGAAUAAUUUUAGAAUUAUUGACAAGUUGCAAAGAGAGCAGAGAGGUCCUAUUGACCUUUCACCCCAUUUACCUUAAUGGGACAUCUCAUGUAACCACAAUCCAUUUGUCAAAAUGAAGUCAUUAAGAUUGUUCCAUUUCCAUUAACUAAAUACAGACUUUAGUUGGAUUGCACUUGUUUUUACACUAGUUUCCUUUUUCUGCUCCAGGAUCCCACAUUGCUUGUAGGGUGUUUUUAUUUUAAAAGCCACCCAGGUCAGAUGAGUAGAAAACUGGGGACAAAAAAGUAAAUGAAUAAUAGGGGGGAUGGAAUGU
This is a messenger RNA of Choloepus didactylus (southern two-toed sloth), 3598 nucleotides long. It is a transcript of the gene HEMGN, whose product is annotated as hemogen. Gene Ontology annotation, biological process: regulation of osteoblast differentiation; cell differentiation. The transcript is spliced from 4 exons. Bases 240 to 1730 code for a protein of 496 amino acids. NCBI's taxonomy places the organism in Eukaryota, Metazoa, Chordata, Mammalia, Pilosa, Megalonychidae. The record is from RefSeq and is a predicted model, not a curated record. Gene Ontology annotation, cellular component: nucleoplasm.